AUGGAAGUGCACAGCCUCCACAAAACCAUCCACUCCAGCCGCCUCGGAGAGGACAAGCAGCAGAUGCUCAACUUGAACAGACGUCUGGAAACCUAUCUGAACCGGCUCAAACUCUUGGAGGAUGAAAAUGCACUGCUCACAAAGGAGAUCCAAGUUCUGCGACAAAAUGAUCAUGGAGCCUGGACCCACAGGAAGGGACUGGAGGAAGAGCUCCAGCAUGUCCGACAGGAAGUGGACACAGUGUGGAAGGACAGGGUCUAUAUGGAGUUGGAGGUGGGCAGGCUCAAAGACGUCCUCCAAGCUCUGGAUCUCCAAAUCCAGAAGGAGGCUCAGGCAAAGAUGAAGGCCAAAACCCAGGUGGAGCAAAGAAGGAAGGAGCUGGAGGAGGAGCAGAGAGCCCAGAUGUGGUUCGGGCAGAAGGUCCAUCAACUGGAACAGGAGAUGAAGUUCCUCAUCCAAACCCAUCAGGAGGAUGUAGCCCACUUCAAAGCUGUUCUGGUCCAGUCCAGAGCCACACUGACCCCCAGACCUGCUCAAAGGGCUCAUCAAAUACCAAACCUUCUCCUGCUGGAGCAGGAAUACUCCCAGAGCACCACCAGGGCACAGCAGGAGGCUGUGGAGGCCUACCAGGGCCAGCUGGUCCACAUGGAGGAGUCACUGAACCAGGCCAGGAACCGCUUAAUCCAAGUGGGACAAGAGAAGAAAAAGAGUCAGAUGAAGCUCCAAACCCUGGAGAAAGAAGUGGCCUCUGCCCAGGACAUGAGGACACACCUGCAGAAGAACGUCGAGGGGCUGAGACGCCAACACCAACGGGAGACGGAGCAGUUCCAGAAGCACUUGGAGGGUCUGGAGGAAGAGAAAGUAGAGCUGGAUCAGCUGAUCGAUGACAUCAUCCUGGAGAAAAGAGAGCUGGUGCAGAAGAAGACAACUAUGAGCCUGGAAGUACUGACCUACAGAGCUUUACUGGACGGUGAAAACCUCAGAGGAGACGCCUCUUUGGCAAAACCACCAAGAAACAUUUACAUCAAAGAUGCAGUACUCAGUCCUCUGGUGCUUCAAAACAAUUACCGGACCCAGCAGUCAACUAGCCACGCCCCCUUCCCAUCUGUCCAUGGUAUAACAGGGAAGUCAAAACCAGUAGCAACAACAGCAACACCAACCUGGAGCCAAAACCCUAGAUCCCACAAUGAAGCCUUAGAGGUGUUCAGGAAGUCUGCAGAAAAACAUCUGGAUUGUGAACCAACCAAACCUAAACAGAUAGGACCGUGGGCAUCUACCGACACAAAAGGACUACAGGAUGGAGCCGCUGAAAACUUCAGACCUCAGGAAGUUCAUGACAAAGUCACUUCUGCUGAAGCUCUGUCUCCUCCCAAUGAACACAGUCUUGUUGAAGUAGUGACUCUGGAGAAAGAUGAUGCAGAAGAGUGGACUGAUGUUGGUGAAAGUCCUGAGGAAGACAAUGUUUUAAAGGGAAAUGUUAGAAAUCAAGUUGAGUCUGGUCAAAGCAGUGAGACCUUCUUGAAUGAUGAGGCCGUUCUUACACCAUAUAACAUCAGAAGAUCUGAAGAAUCAGCCACUUUCACUCAGGAAUCUGUGUCUUUUGAAACGCCGACAGAAAAAGCAGAAAUGGAGAGGACACAAGGGCCAGCUGAUGCAUGGGCAGAGAACCAACAUGUUAGACAUGAAAAGGCUGCGCAUGGACAAAAGGAAGUCGGCCAUUUUGGAACUGAAGCAGUAUUUGAACCAAACACGUGCAGGUCCAGUUGCCCAACUUCUGAAUGUGAGUCUGAAGAACAUGAGUUUAAUGGAGUGACAGACGGUAGCAGGGAUGGAAACGUUUCAUGUGAAGAAACAGCUGUGACAAGACAAGAAAGAAACUUUACUACAGUGGAACAAAAUGAGACAGAGUUGGAGGAUCGAUUAUACCCUGAUGGAGAAGAGCUGGAUUCCUGGGGCAGCGGUGGAGUGAAGACAGAUGAUAGUGUAGACCCAGAGGAGGAUGGACCAGCCUUCAGUGUAGACCAGGACAAAACCAGGACCUCCUCAGUGUUGGAGACGGAGGGAGAGGAUGGUGGACAUCAUGUGUUUUCAGAUGAAGAACACAUGCAGCAUUUUGACAAAAAUGAGGAUGAUGAUCAAGAAGAGUCUCAAAAUGUGUCGGUGUCGUGGAAGACGGAGCUGGAGAGUGACAACACCCUGGCCGACACCAGACCUCUGAUCAGAUACAAGAGCGAUGAGACUGAAGCCAACACUCAUGCACUGUACAUGGACGAAAGUGAGUCGAGUGACAACGAGCAAGAUGACCGCAAAGUUGGAGAGAUGGGCCCCGGAAUGUGGAGCGAAGACAAAACCAGCAGGAGAUUCGGAACUAUGGAAGAUCUGUGUGAAGAAGCUGAAGGGGAAGCACUGGAUGAGGACUAUGAUCUGGAAUACAUUCACUUUGAAGACAGGGAUGAAGGCUGUGGUGUGGACCUGAGGGAGAAUACGAGAAUGACGACGGAAAGGGAAAAUACUGAAGGAGGGAUGAGGACGGUCAGUCAGAUACAGACAGGAGAUGAAAACUAUGAGGGAGAAUGGGACCAGUUACACAGUUACAGAGUGGACUUCACACAACAACAGGCCAAAACCAGUGGUCCAGUUGUCCAGCAGGGACGGUCUGUUGGACAAAUGAGUGAACCACAGGAGGCUGAGGUGUCAGUGAUGCAACAGCACACCUCUGCAGGGGUCGAUCACACCAAUAAGAACAUGUCUUUGUCUCAAACAAAUGAGGUCCGACAUAAACAAGAAGAAAAAAGAGACGAUACAGAAAAAGUGGACGGAGUGGAAAAAAAUAAUACAUCCAUGAUCAAACAUUUGGAUCUAACAGAAGACUCAGACUUUAAGAACACAAGCCAUAAAAAUCAAGAACUUGCAUAUUCUUCCUUCAGUACAGAUCAACCACAGGCUAAUCUCUGUUUCAGUGAACUAGCAGUAGAAGUACCUGAACCAGGCACAUAUGAGAAGGUCCAACAUGAACUCCAAGAAGAGGAGCAUGAUAAACAACUAAGACAUUCUGAGUUGAUAAAAGACACAAGUUCCACACAAGUUCCAGAGACAGAAGAUGAGGAAAACCUGCAAGCUGUUCCUGUUUCUGGGAUGGAGGAGGUUCCUGUGGUCCCUGAUAACAUUGGAGACUUUUCUGAAGGUCCAGUAACAGAUGAAGGGGAACCUCUGCAGAACCCUAUGGAGGUUUUUGAACUGGAGGAUCUCGGUGGUUCUGUGGCUGAAUCAGCUCAUACAUGUCGUUCCGAUGAUGGUAACGCAGACCAUGAUCCACUGACAUCAUACGAGGAGCCCAUGGAGAUGUACCCUCAGGAUUUUUAUGAAAAAGAAGAAAUGGUUCUGGGUUCAAUUCAAUCAUUAAAUAGAAAAGGCAAAAGUAAUGACCAUGAUUCCUUCAGCACUGGGGCCAAUAAUGUCUUGUGGGUGUGUCCCAUGGACAAAGGCGCCACCUACCAACCAGAGGAUUCCUGGAACGAACUAAGUGAAGAAUUCAGUCAGAAUCUAGGGUUUGAGAACCUAGACAGUGAAGAUUCAGAAAGACCGACAGCAGGAGACAGAACAUCUAGGACAGGUGUGGAGUCCGAACCAGAGCAGGUGUUGAGUAGAAAUGUGGUUCACGUGGUCCAUUCUGAGGAGUCUGAAGAGGAAACCAUGUUAAUGGAGGAGGAAGCGACAAACAAAGACAUGAUAAGGAAGGGAGACGGAACAAAGGAUGUCAUUUGAAAGUCAAAGCCUUCAUUGAUCUGUGACAAACGGAAAUCAAUGAGAGCAGAAGGAUAGAAGAGGAGAGAGA
Sphaeramia orbicularis (orbiculate cardinalfish) is the source of this 3835-nucleotide messenger RNA. It is a transcript of the gene nes, whose product is annotated as nestin. Bases 1 to 3765 code for a protein of 1254 amino acids. Gene Ontology annotation, molecular function: intermediate filament binding; CCR5 chemokine receptor binding. Lineage: Eukaryota; Metazoa; Chordata; Actinopteri; Kurtiformes; Apogonidae. The transcript has 4 exons. The record is from RefSeq and is a predicted model, not a curated record. Gene Ontology annotation, biological process: positive regulation of intermediate filament depolymerization. Gene Ontology annotation, cellular component: intermediate filament.